Molecule: messenger RNA, 1780 nt
Organism: Camellia sinensis
Lineage: Eukaryota; Viridiplantae; Streptophyta; Magnoliopsida; Ericales; Theaceae
Source: RefSeq, a predicted model, not a curated record
UGGGCCGUGGAAGCAGGGUUGGAGGGUGAGAUACGAAGGGAACGAGUGGGAUUCGGAGACCUUGAAGGUUUUUGUGGUCCCUCAUUCGCAUAAUGACCCGGGUUGGAAGCUCACUGUUGAGGAGUAUUAUGAUCGACAGUCGAGGCAUUAUCUUGAUACCAUCGUCGAGGCUCUUUCGAAGGAUCCUCGCUGCAAAUUUAUAUGGGAGGAGAUGUCUUAUUUGGAGAGAUGGUGGAAGGAUGCCUCAGAAACUAAAAAAGAAUCUUUCAUCAAUCUAGUGAAGAAUGCACAGUUAGAAAUUGUUGGAGGUGGGUGGGUGAUGAAUGAUGAGGCUAAUUCACAUUAUUUUGCUAUCAUUGAACAGUUUACUUUCAAUCUAAUGGCCAAACAUAUCAUGAGCCUGGAUCCUGGAAAGCAAGAGACAGAAGAGCUGAAGAAAGAGUACAUUACUUUCAUGAAAGGAGUUGUAUCUCCUCCUUUGAACUUGCCUGGACCACCAUACAGAAAAGCCUUGAAGUCUCGAUCAACAAUCCUUAAAUUCAUAGAGGAAAAAAUGGAAGAGAGGAUGGAGAAGAUGGGAGAAAAAACAGAGAAUUUGGAGGAUGAUGAUCUUUUGGGAUGGGCAUUGAAGCAUUCAAACCUCUCAAAGGAGCAAAUUUUGGACUUGGUACUGAGCUUGCUGUUUGCAGGCCAUGAGACUUCUUCUGUUUCCAUAGCUUUAGCCAUAUAUUUCUUGCAAGACUCUCCCAAUGUUGUUCAGCAGUUGACCUGCUUGCUAGUGAAAGGAUGGAAGGGAACAAGCUGGAGUUUUCCCCGUGGGAAAAAGAACAAAGAUGAGGAAGACCAUGCAUGUGCUGUUAGAGAACUUCCUUAACAGUUUUGUUUAAGCAUAUUGGGAACACUGAUGAGCCUAGCACCGAGGAAAUCAUUUAUGAGGCUAGCACCGUGGAAAGCAUUCGUGAAAAGGUUUUAUGCUUUAUCAGGGAUAAGGUGAGAUAUUUCCUAAUGUUUUUAUUAGUUCCUUGAUUCCCCCUGGCAUAUGUGAACCAUAACUGCUGCAAUUUUUCAGGUGUUUCCAAUUAAAGCAGAACUAUUGAAGCCACAGGAGUAGAUGGAGAGACAUAUAACUGAUUUGGUGAAAAAAGUAUGACCCUGUUCAUAAUUCUUUUGUUCAUUAGUCUAUUCUAUUCUUUAAUUAUUUUUUUUUGUGCUUAUAUGCCAUGUCAUCUUUUGCCGAUAUGGUGGGUCACUUGGUUCCAUUUUCCCAUCUAUAUAGUAGGAUGCCAAAUUUUGGGUCCUUGUUUUGUUUGUCAUUUGUGUUCUUAUAUAUUUUUGAGAGGUUGAUUGAGUGGUGUUCCAGAGUUUGCAAGAUGUAACGGAGGCAGAAUUUAAAUUGUUCAUGGACUUCUUGAGAAGCUUGAGUUUAUUCGGUCAGAAUGCUCCUGUUGAGCAUGUUCAGGAACUUGUUGAAAUUAUUGAAGGGCAGGCUGAUCUAGAUGCACAGUUUAAUGUUUCAGAUGGUGACCACAUUGACAGAUUAAUAUCUUGCCUGCAUAUGGCUCUUCCAUUUUUUACGAGGGGUGCAUCAAGUAAUAGGUUUCUCAACUAUUUGAACAAGAAUAUUGUACCUGUUUUUGAUAAGGUAAUUAGUACUUUCCACUAAUUAUUUUAUUUGGAGAUUAAAAUAAAUAGUAGAGUUUGUAAUUGUCCUACAUUUUGCGCAUUUGAACUAGACCCAACGUUUAUAAUGUCCCAACUUUGUUUUUGCCAACUUACAUUA